AUGGAAGAGCAGCUUGCUGAAUGUCGUGAAGUCUUCGCCUACUUCGAUGGAAAGGGCGACGAACGCAUCAGCGUGCAACAAGUUGGAGAUGUUCUUCGCGCUCUCGGACAAAACCCCACUGAAGCUGAAAUCUCAAGAUGUUGUGCUAAUUUCGAUAAAGAAGCUCGUUUAACUUUCGAAGAUUUCGUUCCAAUCUUCCAAACCGUCAGCAAAGUCAGAGGAAAGCACACUCCAGAAGAGUUUGUAGAAGGUUUGGCUCAUUUUGACAAAGAAGGAAAUGGACUUAUUAACGUAGCCGAGUUGAGACAUUUGUUGACCACAUUAGGCGAAAGACUGACCGACGAAGAAGUCGAUCAACUUCUAGCCGGACAUAACGAUUCUCGUGGAAACAUCAAUAUCAGCGAUUUCAUCCGUACUGUCAUGAACUCUUAA
This is a messenger RNA of Auanema sp. JU1783, 432 nucleotides long. Lineage: Eukaryota; Metazoa; Nematoda; Chromadorea; Rhabditida; Rhabditidae. The record is from the annotation of a GenBank genome assembly.